Molecule: messenger RNA, 911 nt
Organism: Phragmites australis (common reed)
Lineage: Eukaryota; Viridiplantae; Streptophyta; Magnoliopsida; Poales; Poaceae
Exons: 5
Coding region: 166-666 (166 amino acids)
Source: RefSeq, a predicted model, not a curated record
CGGCCACGCAGUGUGGCGUACGGAAUCAGGUUCUCUUCCGCCGAGAUAUCCAACACACCGGUUUGAUCUCUACCGCGGAGAGCCAGAGAUCGCCGUCGCUCUCGAAUCUCAGCCCAUCGGCGUGUGCGUGUCAACUGACUGCGGCUCGCCUUGCGUCCCUCCCUCAUGGCCUUCUCUUUCUCGUGGCCGUUUCGCCGCCGGGGCAGCGGCAGCGGGGGCGGCGGCGCAAGCAAGUCGGCCGAGGAGGACGAGGAGCUGGGCGUGACCCCGCAGCUCCUGGACUUCCUACGGACGCUCUCCCCCGACGCCUUCAAGUCCGUCGCCCUCCAGCUCCAAGAAGGCUCCGCGGAGGCGACCGCCGGCGACCUCACCAGCUGGCAGGAGCGGCAUGCCGUGCUCGUGCUAUCCAAAGCCAAGGAACUCGCCAAGAUUCGGUACGAUCUGUGCCCUCGCCACAUGAAGGAUAAGCAGUUCUGGAGGAUAUACUUCCGGCUCGCCAAGAGUUAUAACUCACCGUACGAGCUACGUGCCAUACAGAAAGAAAAGUUACGAAGGAUGGAGACGGAAAAUGGCAAGUCAACAGAAGUGAUUACUGUUGAGGUGGAGAUGCAGGAAUCAAAAGGCAGUAGAGCCUCUCAAACAUCAGAAGUUGAUUCAGAAUCCUAAGCUUCAUAGUUGUAGCUGCUGACAGAAUAUUAGUCUAGGUGAUGCAGGAAGCGAUACUUAGUUGAUGCCUUGUUUAUGAUUCCUUCACAGAUCAAUAGCUCAUAUAUCCAGUUGAAACACCCGAUGCUUCACAACUGCUGCACGAGUUCAUCAGAUGAUGCAUGGCCUGGAUGGCUGGAUCUGUAUUGCAAUUUGCAACUCCCUCUGGACUGACAAUCUGCUGACUGUAUUUUUGUAUCCUGAAA